Prunus dulcis (almond) is the source of this 2952-nucleotide messenger RNA. RefSeq names its product HBS1-like protein. Gene Ontology annotation, molecular function: GTPase activity; GTP binding. NCBI's taxonomy places the organism in Eukaryota, Viridiplantae, Streptophyta, Magnoliopsida, Rosales, Rosaceae. The coding region runs from base 337 to 2637 and encodes 766 amino acids. The record is from RefSeq and is a predicted model, not a curated record. Gene Ontology annotation, biological process: translation. The transcript has 13 exons.
AUUUUUCUUUCUCGUUUCAACGUUUUAUAUUAGAAAGAGUAGGUGUUCAGGUAACCUCUUCCUUCAAUUUCCUCCUUGAUAUCCAGUCCAGUAUUGAGCCAGAGAAAACGAAGAAGAAGAGAAAGAAAAAGAACCCGUCUUCUCCGUUGCUCGUCACUACUUCUUCUGCACCAGCUUCAUUCAUGUGGGAGAAAGACAGAGCAAUAUAUUCCAGAGCUCAAAAUCAAACUCGUACAGUUUUCAGCAUUGAAAAAGCAUUGUUGUGAAUUAGAUUAAGUUCACAUUUGUUAAAUCAACCCUCAUAAGGGUUGCUUGGUGUGUGCAUCUUCUGGGACCAUGCCUCGUAAAGUAAACUACGGAGUUGAUUAUGAUGAUGACUACGAUGUCUAUGACGAUUAUGAUUAUGAUGAUGAUUCUGCCAUAAAAAAGAAUGGCAAAGCACUUGAGUCAAAGCGGGAAACUGAAAGGCCUGAGGUCUGGCGUUGUUCCAUUUGCACGUACGACAAUGAGGGGAGCAUGUCUGCAUGCGACAUUUGUGGGGUUCUUCGAAACCCUGUGGUGAAAAGCAAUAGUGAUAAGAAAACAGUUGAAGGCAGAUGCAAAGAUUCUGGAGCAUCCAUAAUGGCCAAGUCUCUUUUUGCAUCAUUGCCGUGCCAGACACCCAAACAGGCUGUACUAUUUCAUCAGCAGAAAGAUGAUUUUGUGAUAGAAGAGGGCAAUAAUUUCCACAAGCUUGGGGAUUUCCAAGGACCUAUUCAUGAAUUCUAUAAUGCGUUUAACAUUCAUAACAAUCACCAUAUUAAUAUAGCUCCUUUCAAGUUUGAUGUUCCAUCCCCAGAUGAUUUGGUUUCUAAUGGAUUGUGGUCCUCUAGAACGGGUUCAAAAGCCAGUGUUAAUGACUUGAAAUCUUCAAAAGUUUCCUCGAAGGUUGCUAAGAAGAGUGGUGCAGUUAGUGGACAAUCAAGUGCUGAAUGGUCAGAUAGCUCCUCUGCAAUAGGGGAAAGAAGUAAACAAGAUAGAUUUGAUGAGGGAAACCAGUUGGAGAAUCAGACAGUCAGCUAUCAUGAUGGAAGUAGUGACAUAAUUACUUUACAAGCAAAUGGUAGAUUGUGUGAUGGUUCGUCAGCACCGCAGCCAAGAAGCAGACAUGACAGUGUGGAUGGGAGCACAAAUUCUUCUGUGAUUAGGGGCAAGCAGCAGAGUGUUACCAGUGGCUUGAAAAAUUUGGAUUUGGAUGCUAGAUCUGGAUCUUCUAAUAAUGUUAAUGUUAGAGAAUCUCAUUCACAAGCAGAGUACAAACCUGAAAAUUGGAUGCUCCCUGACCAAGCUGUAGAUACACUGACUCAACUAAAUCUUGCAAUAGUUGGCCAUGUUGAUUCUGGAAAAUCAACACUCUCAGGUAGACUGCUUCAUCUUUUGGGAAGGAUAUCUAAAAAAGAAAUGCACAAAUAUGAGAAAGAGGCGAAGUUACAGGGUAAGGGCUCUUUCGCAUAUGCUUGGGCAUUGGAUGAGAGUGCAGAAGAAAGGGAAAGAGGAAUAACUAUGACAGUGGCCGUUGCAUAUUUUGAUUCCAGAAAAUAUCAUGUUGUUGUGCUCGACUCGCCUGGCCAUAAAGAUUUUGUUCCAAACAUGAUAUCUGGGGCAACACAAGCUGAUGCCGCGAUACUUCUCGUAGAUGCUUCAGUUGGCGCAUUCGAAGCUGGUGUGGAUGGUAGCAAGGGACAGACAAAGGAGCAUGCACAACUUAUCAGAAGCUUUGGUGUUGAUCAAAUUAUAGUUGCCGUGAACAAGAUGGAUAUUGUUGAGUACUCCAAGGAUCGGUUUGAUUUGAUUAAAGAGAGACUUGGAACAUUUCUCCGUUCCUGUGGCUUCAAAGAUUCUUUGGUGUCUUGGAUUCCACUGAGUGCCAUGGAAAAUCAGAAUUUGGUAGAAGCUCCUUCUGAUGUCGGUUUUUCUUCUUGGUACCAUGGACCUUACCUGUUGGAUGCAAUUGAUUCCCUCCAACCUCCCACAAGAGAGUUUUCAAAGCCACUGCUCAUGCCUAUAUGUGAUGUCAUUAAAUCUUCUUCACAAGGACAGGUAUCUGCUUGUGGUAAAUUGGAAGCGGGAGCUCUCCGAAGUGGAUUCAAGGUUCUGAUUAUGCCUUCGGGAGAAUUAGGGACCGUACGCUCUUUAGAACGUGACUCUCAGGCUUGUGUAAUUGCGAGAGCUGGAGACAAUGUGGCUGUUACUCUGCAAGGCAUAGAUGGAGGUCAUGUGAUGGCAGGAGGUGUGCUCUGUCACCCUGGUUUCCCAGUUGCAGUUGCAAAACAUUUGGAAAUGAAAGUGCUGGUUUUGGAUGUUACAACCCCAAUUUUAAUUGGCUCUCAGUUGGAAUUUCACAUACACCAUGCAAAGGAGGCUGCCAGAGUUGUAAAAAUAUCGUCAUUACUUGAUCGCAAGACUGGCAAAGUGGCAAGAAAGGCUCCUCGCUGUCUUACUGCAAAGCAGAACGCCAUUGUAGAGGUUGUUUUGCACCAGCCAGUUUGUGUGGAAGAGUUCUCUAAUUCCAGAGCCCUUGGGAGGGCAUUUUUAAGGGCAUUAGGAAGCACUAUUGCCGUUGGCAUUGUAACCCGGAUUAUAGAGGAGCAGAAAUAGUUCAUUCACCGUUCCGGUUGUGCGGGGAGAAUAUGAUCAAUUGGUCAUACAUUCAUACCAACCCGCAAUGGCGUUUCAGGGUUUAGGUCAGUUUUAGAAGUGGUUUUAUUUUGGUGUUGAAUUGUUUUCUUUAUAACAAUUUUGGGGUUUGGUUGUUGUAUGUGCAUUAAGCAGUCUCGGCUCAUAACUUCAUAUACACAUGUACACCACACCAAGUGGUUUGUACUUUGUAGAGGACUCAUUUGUAAAAUUUAUUGGUUCUUUCAUGCAUAGUGGUUAAUAUAAGGUCUACAAUAUUAAUUAUGUAAAAUCAAA